Messenger RNA from Nannospalax galili (Upper Galilee mountains blind mole rat), 6274 nucleotides. RefSeq names its product membrane integral NOTCH2 associated receptor 1 (gene Minar1). Gene Ontology annotation, cellular component: plasma membrane. The record is from RefSeq and is a predicted model, not a curated record. NCBI's taxonomy places the organism in Eukaryota, Metazoa, Chordata, Mammalia, Rodentia, Spalacidae. The transcript is spliced from 4 exons. Gene Ontology annotation, biological process: negative regulation of TOR signaling; negative regulation of cell population proliferation. Bases 914 to 3691 code for a protein of 925 amino acids.
AGCGACCUCGCGAAGCACUGCAGUCUGAGGCCCCAGAAGGGCAAGCAGAGUGCACCCGAAGAGGAGAGUGGAGGACGCGUUGAGCCCGGGCUUCGCCACUGGGGGCCGCAGUCACCUUCAGCACAGGGAAGUAGGGAGACACGAACCCAACGGGUGGCUCUGCCAGCUGGGCUCCCGCCAGCUCUGCCUCUGCUUGCUCUUGUCUCCCGCGCCUCAGCCCCAACCCAGGACGGAACUGGCGCGAUCUUCGCUGGACUCUGGGGGUUCGGACACCCACUCUCUGGCGGCUGCAGCCCGGGGCAGGGCACGCCCUCGGCGCGAUUGCCGCGCCCCUCUCGGGUCCACCCCUCUGGCCCUCAGGGAGCGCGCAGUCGCGGCCAGAGCAUCCUGUCUGCCAGCGCGCCCGGGCGGUGGGCAAUGGAGAAGCCCAAUCCGGUCCUCGGCCGCCGGGUUCCCGGCUCGCACUGCCCACAGCAUCCAAGCCCGUGACGCGAAGGCACUGGCCGAGCCUCAAAGAUUCAGGCUGGGGCCGAUCAGGGUGCCGAGGCCGCUUCUCCCCACCCCUGGGAGCCAGAGCGCCAUGCUAGUGGGCACUGGCUGCCGGCUGCCCCGGGGAGCCCAGGAGCCAACCAAAGCCGCGGCACUGCCUUAGCCUGGGUUGCAGACCCCUACCCGCGCUGCAGAGGCUGAAGUCAUCUGGUCCCCGGGGUGCCGACCGCCAGAGCGGAGCUCGGGCUGCCCUGGCGCUUGGGACCCGUCUCAGGAACCUUUGGGAAGCGCUGUGUUGGAGGCGGUGUGGACCACCGCCCCAGAGACGCACGAAAGCGGCGGAGGUGUGGGAGCCCGAGCUGAAGCAGCCUCGGAGAACUGAUUGAAGUUCCAGUGUAGUCAGUGUGCUUGCAAAUUCUAAAUCAUGGAGGCCAAUCAGGAAACGUCUCUCUUUUUGAUGAAGAUCUUGGAAGAACUAGACAGCAAGCAAAAUACCGUUUCCUAUCAGGACCUGUGCAAAUCACUGUGUGCCCGAUUUGAUCUGUCACAGCUUGCCAAACUGAGAAGUGUGCUUUUCUACACGGCAUGUCUCGAUCCCAACUUCCCAGCCACAUUAUUCAAAGACAAGAUGAAAUGCUCUGUAAAUAACCAGCAAUCAAAGAAGAUCAUGGUAGCAGCAGAUAUUGUGACUAUCUUCAACCUGAUCCAAAUGAAUGGGGGCACUGCCAGGGAGAAGCUGCCAGCGGGCUGCCAGAAGGUACACAAGAAGGAGUCAUCCUUUGAAUCUUGCAGAUCAGACACAGAGGUCUGCAAUGCUGUGGAGUGUGAGCCUCUGAACUGUGAGCUGAGUGACAGACCUUUCAGCCGAGGGUACCCCACCCGGCAGUCAUCCAAGUGCCGGAAGAUGGACUUCAAGGACUGCCCACAGUUUGUCCCUGCCUCUGAGCCCAACUUCUUGUUGGGUGUCAGCAAAGAGGUCAAAAACCGAGCUGCUUCCUUGGACAGGCUGCAGGCCCUGUCCCCAGCCCUGUCCCCAGCCCUGUCCCCUUAUUCUGUAGCCAGUCCUCAGCCCUGUGAGAUGCAGAGGACCUAUUUUCCAAUGAACAUUGAGAAUGAGUCCAUUUCCGAUCAGGAUUCUCUGCCCAUCAGCCAAGGCAUCAAGGAGACCUUCAUCUCCAGCGAGGAGCCAUUUGUGGUUCAGUCCUGUGUUCAGAAAAGGAACAUCUUCAAAGAAGACUUCCAUAAUCUUAUGGCGGUGUCCCCUAGCUUGGUUGGCCCCACUAACAAAGCAGAUGGGGAGCAUGGGGAUCCCCAGAAUCAGAAGGAACCCCACAAGCCACCCUUCUUUAAUCACAGUUUCGAGAUGCCCUACCACAGCCAGUACUUAAAUCCAGUUUAUUCCCCCAUCCCUGACAAAAGGCGGGUAAAGCAUGAAAGCUUAGAUGACCUUCAAGCCUCUACCUAUUUUGGACCCACUCCAGUGAUGGGAACACAAGAUACCAGGCGCUGUCCAGGGAGGCCCAGUAAACAGACCCCAUGGCCCGCCAAAAGCUGGAGCCUAAACACGGAGGAAGUUCCAGACUUUGAGCGGUCCUUUUUCAGUAGAAAUCCCUCUGAAGAGAAGCUGCGCUAUCCAAAUUCCGGCAGUCAGACCCCCAAUUUCUCAGCCCCAGACAGGCAUCCAGCUUACCUGGUGCCAAAGGAUCAACAGAAGGUUCUACCUGUCGGUUAUGUAGCAAAACCAAAUGGUCUCAAAUCUAAAGAGAUCUCCUCCCCCGUGGACCUGGAGAAGCAUGAAGCAGUCAAGAAGUUUAAAGACAAGAGUAUCAGCUGCACCACUGGGCAGCUCAGCUCAGACACCAGCAGUGUGGGCACACAGACAGAGCAGCAUGUGCUGGAUCCCAAAAAAUGCAAAGACCUGUGCACCUCUGGACAGGGCAAGUACAGUGACAGGCAUGCCAUGAAGCAUUCGGACGAUGACUCGGAAAUCGUCAGCGAUGACAUCAGUGACAUUUUCCGAUUUCUCGAUGACAUGAGUGUCAGUGGCUCUACGGGGGUGAUACAGUCGUCCUGUUACAACAGCACUGGCUCCUUGUCUCAACUUCAGAAGUCAGACUGCGAGAGCUCUCCAGAGCACAACCUUGCCAAACUCGCCAGUGGGGUCUCCAACAGCAAGGGAGGCAAGUGCAGCCGGCCUGAAAACACCCAUCACUCAGAAGAAGAGUUGAAGACCAGUGUGUGUAAAUUGGUUCUCAGAAUCGGUGAGAUUGAACGGAAGCUGGAGUCACUGUCAGGGGUCCGUGAAGAAAUCUCCCAGGUCCUAGGCAAACUAAAUAAACUAGAUCAGAAAAUACAGCAGCCGGAGAAAGUAAAUAUGCAGAUCGACCUGAACUCCUUGACCAGUGAGGCACCUUCUGAUGACAGUGCCUCUCCCAGGGUCUUCCGCGCCCAGAAUGCCUCCCACGGACCCAAAUUGGAGAACAGCCCAGACUGGUGCUGUUCUGAUGCCAGUGGAAGCAACAGUGAAAGCCUGCGCGUCAAAGCCUUAAAGAAAAGCCUCUUCACCAGGCCGUCUUCUAGGUCUCUGACGGAGGAGAACAGUGCCACAGAGUCCAAAAUCGCUAGCAUCUCCAACUCUCCCAGAGACUGGCGAACCAUCACGUACACCAACCGCAUGGGCCUCAAUGAGGAGGACGUAAAGGAAGAAGGCCCAGGAGAUAGCAAGGACUGGCGCCGAAAAUCCAAGGAGGCAGACAGGCAGUAUGAUAUACCCCCACAGCACCGACUGCCCAAGCAGCCCAAAGAUGGCUUCCUGGUGGAGCAGGUGUUCAGUCCUCACCCUUACCCUGCCUCCCUCAAGUCCCACAUGAAGAGCAACCCCUUGUACACAGACAUGCGGCUGACUGAGCUAGCAGAGGUAAAGCGGGGCCAGCCUUCUUGGACCAUUGAGGAGUAUGCUCGGAACUCUGGCGAAAAGGGCAAGCUGACGGCAGUGGACCUGCAGACACAAGAAUCUUUAAACCCAAACAACUUAGAAUAUUGGAUGGAAGAUAUUUAUACUCCAGGCUAUGAUUCUUUAUUAAAACGGAAGGAAGCUGAAUUUAGACGAGCCAAAGUCUGCAAGAUAGCUGCUCUGAUCGCCGCUGCUGCAUGCACAGUCAUUCUUGUCAUUGUUGUGCCCAUCUGCACAAUGAAGUCCUGAACCUGUGGACACAUCAUCACAUGAAGCUCGUGAUCACACUGUCUUCCUUUGUAUUUCAAAGCUCGCCGCAGUGUGGCCACAGUUCGUUGACACAGAGACAAAGUUCUAGGCGCUUUUCUACAGUUGCUGAAAGUUGUCUUCAGAGAGUGUGUACUCUGAGAAGUCCGCCGAUCUGUUAAGCUUAGACUUCUUUAUACUCUGAUGCAUUUUCAGAAGUGCAAUAUCUUUUCCCACCUAAGGAAUGUUACAGUAAAUACAAAUGAAUAUUCCAAGCCAAAAAAAAGGAAGAUGAAUUAAAUUUUUUCCAUUUUGAUGAUGUUUCAUGGUGGGGGCUAAGUUAUACAGAAAAUGCUAAUACCUAAUAUUUGGGGGAGCUGAGGGUGAUAGUAAGAUGAGACAGUAAGGGGGUGAAAUCGAUUUUCUUUAACAGCCUAAGACUGUGGCUGGUGAAGUAACCAGGCCUGUGUCCAUCAAGGACAUCCCUCUUCUGCAGACUUUUCUCAAGGGCUACUGACCUCCUUCCUACCAUUCAGUCAUUCACUAUAGGAAGUACGAAUCCCUGCAGAUCUUGAGGAUGGCAUUCUGUACCUUCUUCCUGUACCCAGGUGGGAAGGAGCUGGACUGCCAAGCCAGGCAUGGGAUGCAGUGCACUCUUUCUGCAGAGUGGACCAAGGUACUCAGGAUAGGCAACCUUCCCAUUGUGUCUAACAUGGGGAAACUUGCUGGUGGGGCGAGCUCAGCAUCUGAAGAUUAUAGUCACCCCAAAGAAUCUCCACUUCUCGUUUCAGCAUGUGGCUCCAUGCUUUGCUUUUCUAACUUCUGGUGGUAUCUGAUGUUCUGCACUGAAGUUUGGAACUUGUCCUUGUGCCUUGAAGAGCAAAGACAAUGGUGACACUUAGACAUUCUAACUGUAAACCGUGGUUUCCAUCCACUGCUGGUACCAGCUGUUUUCAGUGACUUUGAAAAGAUCUUGGAAGCUUAUUCAAUAGUGUGAUAAAGGCACUGAGGUCUUCUCCACUCUGGCAACGUUUAUGUCAGAGUUUUGAACACUUGUCAGCAGUGCAAAAAACAGUGUCUAUUUAAUCAUUUAUCUAUCUACAUGUAUAACUAAAUACCUGAUUUUUGUUUAUUGUCUUCACUGUUAAGUGACUUGAGAGCGAGUUUUUUCCAGUCUACAAGAUGCUGUUGUAAUUUCAUCAGAGUCUGAUCUAUCUUUCCACCUGAAUGGUGCUUUGACAAUAAUUGGACAGAAAGAAUCCUCAUCAACAUCUAUGUCUAAUAUCUUGCUACAGGUUAAAGAGAAAAAGAUAAUUGACAGAAACUAGGACUCAAAUUCUUGUAGCAACAAGAUGGAAUAUACAUACAUUUUGGUAGUAAGAAAAAUCAUUUUGGAAAAUAUGCAAAAUUCCUGCAAGUGAGAUUUAGGAAACACUUCAAUUUUUAAAGCAAUAGGAGCCCAUCAUCCUCCUAAACAACCCCAAUUCAUGCUUAGUUUGCCGCACCUGAUCCUCUUGUCCACUGUUAAAGGGUAGUCAGUGAAUUUUAUGAGACUAACAAAUGAGGGAUGGAUGCUCUCACAUGUAGUGAGCCUUUGUUUUUAGAGGUCCUCGUGCUGCCUAUUUGUAUUGUUAUGUUUACAUAUGGGUCUUCCAUUAGGUGACUGAAACUCAAGCCUUAGAAUGGAGGACUGUCAUUGAAAAAAAUUAUAUAUAUAUAUAUAUAUAUAUAAAACAUACACACACACAUAUAUAUGUAUAUAUUUGUCUGUUGUCAGGAUUUUAGUGUUUUGGUGCUUUGUUUUAGAUUGGGCACUUCAAAUAAGGUUAUUUCUUUCACUCCAAAGAGGAAAUUAAGUCACAUCCUUGGGAGUUGCUUUCCCACCUCUCCCUUUUCAACAAUGACUCUAUUCCACAUCUAAUCCCACUGUGACUCUUCUCUUCAUCAGAGAUUAAGCUGUCAGAAAUAGAAGUUCUCAAACUCUUGGUGUGUGAUUUGCAGAAAGUAGAAAUGUACUCACCCAGGAUAAGAUAAAUCUUUUCAAAUCCUUACUCCUUCAGGUGGGCUCAUGGAGGCUAGACCAAACCACUUUUGCCACUGCCCGAGGGUAAAUCUCUUCCUAAUAGGCCCUAUGUGGCUCUUGUGCCUAGCUACCUAGGGAGGGGAUGAUGAUAAACCUAGUUCAGGCAUACAAUGAAAGAACCCUUCAGAAUUUUCUAAUACUCUUAAUUUCUGGGGACAUAGCCAAAGAAACUCAAUUUUGCUGUAAGUCCAGUAUAACUUUAAAAUCCAGCACAAUGCUGUUGAAAGCAUCCAGACAAAGUGAUAACCCAGGAAGCUGGAGAUUGAAGGCCAAGGCAAGGAAGGAGGUUUUCUCUGGAAAGAGGACAAGCUCAAGCAGAUGAUACCAAGUCUGGUGCUGAAGAGCUAUACCUUUGCCAUGGGUGUUUAGGAUCUUGAAAUCUGUUAAGCGUGAAGUUCCCAGUCAGAUCCCUUUGCCAUUGACCACACGCUUUCUUUCCCUGGGUCUCAGACUUACCUUAACUUCUCCAAUCCCUCAAUUUGUAGAAUGAAGUAAGGCUGAGU